Molecule: messenger RNA, 1961 nt
Organism: Dendrobium catenatum
Lineage: Eukaryota; Viridiplantae; Streptophyta; Magnoliopsida; Asparagales; Orchidaceae
Product: SPX and EXS domain-containing protein 5
Exons: 14
Coding region: 369-1784 (471 amino acids)
Cellular component (GO): cytoplasm; membrane
Source: RefSeq, a predicted model, not a curated record
GAGAAAAAGAGAAGUGGAGGAUUUAUUACGCCGUGAGUUCUACGGGCUGCUUAAAUCCUGUUUGGAAGGAUUUCGCAUGAAUCCUGCUUAAAACCUGUUGCUAAACAGCCCCCUUAAUGUGACCAUCGCGCCUGACUCCCUCCUUGUAGCGAACCUCCGCUCGCUAUUUCAUUGCCUUCGCCGCACUCUUCGAUGAUCCUGGUUCCCUGCCACUGCCAUCCUGCCGCAGGUUGCGCAUGCCUUAUAGCUGAAAGCUGGAGCACUAGAGCGAAAGCGUCAAGGGAAAAGGCUGAGGGCUGGAGGUUGAUAUUUUUGUGACCUUGUUGGAUGGGAAGUAAAUUUACAAGUUAAGGAUUCUGUUGAAUGUUAUGUCUGGAGCUUCGUUGCCAGCCUCCAUAAACAGUCCUGUACUCCGCCGCGCAGGUGGUAAACCUGCUCUUUCGGAACAAGGUUUGGCUGAAACAAGUGAAGGAGAAGGUUUACCUUUAUCAGUUGAGAUGAUGGACUUGAAAAGUGGGAAUGUACUGAUCCAUGGUGCUGCCAUAACACCAUCUCCUGUCCUCUUAUGGAGAUUAAAGGUUCUUCUUUUCCUUGUAUGGGGAAUUAGCUGUUGCAAGAUUAGUUGGGAUUCUGUUAUGAGAAUGAGUGCUGAUCUUCAAGAUUUAUUCCUGUAUGAGGCAUUUCUUUAUUAUAAUCCUCUUCUUCUUGUGACAUUUACGGUAUUCCUUUGGGGAGUGAACUUAUGGGUUUUCGGUCAAUCAUCAGUGAGCUACUCAAAAGUAUUUGACCUAAACAACAAUUAUCUUACACACCGGGAAAUUUUGAAGUGUGCAACAUGGAUGGCCAUAGUGGUUCCAACAAGUAUGACAGCUUAUUUGUAUCUUUACUCUCAUGGCGAAGUCUCAUUAGCUGCAUCUCAGCCAGUUAUCCUAUAUGCUAUUUUUGUGAUGGUUCUCAUCUUUCCUUUUGACAUUUUCUACCUAUCUUCUCGUUUCUACUUCUUAAGGACAUUAUGGCGUAUCAUUCUUCCGUUACAAGCAAUAUCUUUUGCUGACUUCUUCUUGGCUGAUAUUUUGACGUCAAUGUCAAAGGUGCUCUCAGAUCUGGAGCGAUCCAUUUGUCGGAUGGUAAAUCAUCAGGUUGCUACCAUUGCAUGGUUUGAAGCUGAUUCCAUAUGUGGUAGUCACUCUAUUGCGAUACCUUUAGUCCUGGUCUUCCCUUAUUUGUGCCGCUUCUUCCAAUGUCUGCGUCAGUUUAGGGAUACCAAAGAAAGAUCUUCACUUUUGAAUGCUCUGAAAUACUCGACGGCAAUCCCAGUGGUAUUUCUUUCUGCCCUCAAGUAUCAUGUUUUGCCUGCGAACUGGACAAACUUUUAUCGUCCCCUUUGGCUUCUUUCUUGUACAUUGAACUCAUUGUAUUCAUUUUACUGGGAUAUUACCCGAGACUGGGAUCUGAGCAUUUUCUCAUCCGUAUUCAAGUUCAAGAAUCCAAAUCUCUUCACCAGCCUUUUAUAUGGGCGAAUGUGGGUGUAUUACUGGGUACUUAGCAGCAACCUAGUUUUCAGAUGCACUUGGACUUACAAGCUCUCAGCUCAUCUGCGCCACAACUACCUGACUGUUUUCACUGUGACUGCAUUGGAGAUAUUUCGUCGGUUCCAAUGGAUAUUCUUCCGCGUGGAGAAUGAGUGGAACAAAAUGACUUCGAAGACAGUUUCAGAGCUUAAAAUGGAAGAAAUGUUAAAUGAAGAGUCCCGACUAUUAGGAUCUUCCAACCAUAAUGUCUGAGCAGAACAGCAUUUUUUCUUCUUUCAAAUGGUUCUCCAGAAUUUUGUUAGUUUCCAUCAAGCCAUUAUCCAAAAUCCCCCCCAUUUUUUUUCAUUUUUCAUUUUUCAUUUUUGUUUUUUGAACAAGCCUUACUUGCAUUCAUCACAAAAUUAGUGGGAAUGGUCUAUAUUUACUUUA